AUGGCUUCAGAAGCAGCGUCCCAGAUCACCAAACGAUACUAUCUCAGCGAAGUCGACACUAACAAGGCUUUCUGUAGUGCCAUCUUUGACCCAAGUCAGCCUCAAGUGGCGGAGCCCAUCGUCCAGUGCGUCCAGAUCAAGUCCUUGCCAGCUCAACCUGGAGCACCAGAGCGGUACCGGGCUGUUUUCAGUGAUAUCGCCAAUUAUGUUCAAACCAUGCUUGCAACACAGGUCAACCCUGCUGUAGCAGACGGAUCUCUCCGAAAGGGCUGUUUCGUACGAUUGAAGUCAUUCCAGUCAAACUCCGUCAAGGGCAAGAAGAUCCUCAUCAUCCUGGACCUCGAAGUCCUCAAGGAGCUAGGUGAGGCUGAAAAAAUCGGUGAACCUAAGGCACUCGAAGUCAAAGCCGAAGAAGAGGAAGUUGCCCAACCUACCGCAAUCUCCAGCAAUGGAUUCUACGGCAACAAGGUUGAGGCUGCUCCAUCUCAGCCAGCCAAACGAGCCCAGCCCGCUCCCCCACCUGCUUCCGCUCACGCCACGAUCUACCCCAUCGAAGCCAUCUCCCCCUAUUCCAACAAAUGGACGAUGAAAGCCAGAUGCACACAAAAGUCCCAAAUCAAAACAUGGCACAACAAAAAUGGCGAGGGUAAGCUGUUCAGUGUGAACUUGCUCGAUGACAGUGGUGAAAUCCGUGCCACUGGAUUCAAUGAUCAGUGUGACAUGCUGUAUGAGUUAUUCCAGGAGGGAAGUGUCUACUACAUUUCCAGUCCCUGUCGAGUCCAGAUUGCCAAGAAGCAAUUCUCGAACCUAAACAACGACUAUGAGCUCACCUUUGAGCGGGAUACAAUUGUCGAAAAGGCUGAGGAGCAAAAUGAUGUCCCGCAAAUCCGAUACAACUUUACUACCGUUGCCGAUUUGCAGACCGUUGAGAAGGAUACCACUACCGAUGUAAUUGGUGUCCUCAAAGAUGUUGGGGAGACAUCUCAGAUCACAUCGAAGAGCACGGGCAAGCCAUAUGACAAGCGCGAAAUCACGCUCGUUGAUAACACAGGAUUCUCGGUGCGUUUGACCAUCUGGGGUGCUACCGCAAAUUCGUUCUCUGCGUCCCCUGAGUCUAUCGUCGCCUUCAAAGGCGUCAAGGUCUCUGACUUUGGCGGAAGGAGUCUCAGUCUACUGAGCUCGGGCUCGAUGACUAUUGAUCCUGAUAUCGGAGAGGCCCACAAGCUCAGAGGCUGGUAUGAUGCCCAAGGUAGAACGGAGAACUUUGCAUCCCACGCUUCAUUGUCUGGCGCAACGAACUCCGGCAAAGGUGAUAGCUAUAAGACCAUCGCACAGGUCCGUGAAGAACAACUCGGCAUGUCCGACAAGCCUGAUUACUUCUCCAUGAAAGCGACCGUGAUCUACAUCAAGCAGGAUUCCACCUGGUCUUACCCAGCUUGUCUUUCUGAAAACUGCAACAAGAAGGUCACUGAAAUGGAUCCUGGUCAGUGGCGAUGUGAGAUGUGUGACAAGACCCACCCUAAGCCCGAACACCGAUUCAUCAUGCCCAUCAGUGUCAGCGACCACACUGGCCAGCUUUGGGUCAGUUGCUUCGACGACACCGGUAGAGCCAUCAUGAACACAACUGCCGAUCAACUGAUGCAACUGCGUGAAGACGAUUCCGGUGCUUUCGGCGAAGUCUUCCAAGAGGCUAAUUGCAAGACCUGGAGCUUCAGAUGCCGCGCCAGGAUGGAUAACUUUGGUGAACAACAACGUGUUCGCUACCAGGUCAUGAACUGCUCGCCCAUCAAUUACACGGAAGAGGCCAACCGCCUGACCGCUCUCAUAAGCUCUUACAACCUUGAGUAA
Molecule: messenger RNA, 1848 nt
Organism: Penicillium brevicompactum
Lineage: Eukaryota; Fungi; Ascomycota; Eurotiomycetes; Eurotiales; Aspergillaceae
Product: replication factor A subunit protein RFA1
Exons: 6
Coding region: 1-1848 (615 amino acids)
Biological process (GO): DNA replication; nucleotide-excision repair; meiotic cell cycle
Cellular component (GO): DNA replication factor A complex; nucleus
Molecular function (GO): damaged DNA binding; single-stranded telomeric DNA binding
Source: RefSeq, a predicted model, not a curated record